UGGCGACGGUGGCGGCCUCUUCAGCCUAGCAGCAGGAAGAGGAUGUUCGCUUCCAGUGAAAGAAUAAUAUCACCUGAUUAUAAGCCUUAAUAACAGAACAAACAGCCGUGGAGUUUUCUGCUGAGUCUGCCGGGAUCUACACAGCGGAUUUCCCCCCCUUGAGCCGGCCUCUGUGAGUCUGAAGCAGGGCGCUGGAUAAAAUGUCCCUGUUCCAGUCAGCACUGGAUUUCCUAGCCGGGCCCGGAGCGUCCGGACUGGCAGGCCGGGACCAGAAUGACUUCGUGGGACAGGUCGUUGAGCUCGGUGACAUGAAGCUGAGGAUCAAGAGGGUGAUCGCUGAAGGUGGAUUUGCCUUUGUGUAUGAAGCCCAGGACAUGAGCAGUGGGAAAGACUAUGCCCUCAAGAGGCUGCUGUCCAAUGAGGAAGAGAAGAACAAGGAAAUCAUACAGGAAGUCUGCUUCAUGAAAAAGCUGUCGGGUCAUCCCAACAUGGUUCAGUUCUGCUCCGCUGCCUCCAUCAGUAAGGAGGAGUCGGACACCGGACAGGCGGAGUUCUUGAUCCUCACUGAGCUGUGUAAAGGUCAGCUGGUGGACUUUAUAAAGCGGGUGGAGCAGAGGGCUCCCAUGUCAUGUGACACUGUGCUGAAGAUCUUCUACCAGUCGUGCCGCGCCGUGCAGCACAUGCACAAACAGAAGCCUCCCAUCACACACAGAGACCUCAAGAUUGAGAACCUCUUGAUUAGUAACCAGGGCACCAUCAAGCUGUGUGACUUUGGCAGCGCCACCACAGUGUCUCAUUACCCCGACUACAGCUGGUCGGCCCAGAAGAGGUCCAUGGUGGAGGACGAGAUCACAAGGAACACCACUCCAGCGUACCGAACGCCAGAGAUGAUCGAUCUCUACUCCAACUUCCCCAUCAAUGACAAGCAGGACAUCUGGGCCCUAGGGUGCAUCCUCUACCUGUUGUGUUUUAAGCAGCACCCGUUCGAGGAGGGGGCCAAGCUGCAAAUCGUCAACGGGAAAUACUCCAUCCCUCAGAACGACGUCAAGUACACUGUGUAUCACAACCUCAUACGUUCCAUGUUGAAGGUGAACCCAGAGGAGCGCCUGUCCAUCACAGAGCUGGUCAACCAGCUCCAGGAGAUAGCUGCAGCACGAAACGUCAACCCCAAGUCCCCCAUUACAGAGCUGCUGGAGCAGAACGGAGGCUUUGGAAACAACGGAGCCCAGCCGCCCAUGCAGAUCCAGAACGUCCACAACAAUGCAGGCAUAUACGAUCCUGACCAGGCGGGCAGCGGCCUCUUUGACAUCUUAAAGGGAGGAACCGAGCGCUUCCUGACCAACAUCAAGGACACCUCCUCUAAGGUCAUCCAGUCAGUAGCAAGCAACCCAAGCUAUGCCAAAGGGGACCUUGAUAUUUCCUACAUCACCUCCAGAAUAGCAGUCAUGUCCUUCCCAGCAGAGGGGGUAGAGUCGGCGAUAAAGAACAACAUCGAGGACGUCCGUCUGUUCCUGGAUUCCCGUCAUGCUGGCCACUAUGCUGUCUACAACCUCUCCAAGCGAUCAUACCGGCCUUCUCGGUUCCACAACAGGGUUUCAGAGUGUAACUGGCAGGUGCGCCGUGCCCCCAACCUGCGCAGUCUCUACAGUGUGUGUAAGAACAUGCAUCUAUGGCUCAAACAAGACCAGAGGAACAUCUGUAUAGUACACUGCCUGGACGGCAGGGCAGCAUCAGCAGUGGCAGUCUGCUCCUUCCUGUGUUUCUGUCGCCUUUUCACCACAGCUGAGGCGGCCGUCUACAUGUUCUCGAUGAAGCGCUGCCCCCCCGGCAUAGCACCCUCACACAAGAGGUAUAUUGAGUAUAUGUGUGACAUGAUGGCAGAGGAGCCCAUUGUCCCUCACAGCAAGCCCAUAACCAUUCACUCCAUCGUCAUGACACCAAUGCCGCUGUUCAACAAGCAGCGAAACGGCUGCAGGCCCUUCUGCGAAGUCUAUGUUGGAGACGAGAGAGUCCUCACCACAUCGCAGGAGUACGACAAGAUGAAGGAUUUCAGGAUGGAGGAUGGGAAAGCGGAGAUUCCCCUCAAUGUGACAGUCCAAGGAGACGUACUGGUGGUGAUCUACCAUGCUAGAUCUACGCUAGGAGGACGUCUACAGGCCAAGUUGGCAUCCAUGAAGAUGUUUCAGAUCCAGUUCCACACAGGCUUUGUCCCCAGAAACGCAACCACUGUCAAAUUUAACAAGUAUGACCUGGAUGCCUGUGAUAUCCAGGAAAAGUACCCAGACUUGUUCCAGGUCAAUUUGGACGUCGAGGUGGAACCCAGAGACAGACCCAGCGCCAAGACCCCUCCCUGGGAGGGCUUUCAGACCAAGGGCCUGAACCCCAAAAUCCUGUUUUCCUCUCGAGAUGAGCAGCAGGAGAUCCUCAGCAAAUUUGGUAAGCCUGAGCUGCCUCGUCAGCCCGGCUCUUCUGCUUUUUAUGACUCCGAGUCGCCACAGCCGGCUCAGACUCCAGAAGGCAUAAACCCAACAGAAGUAGAAUCUCCUGCCAGCACCGAUAGCAAUGCCAACAACUUCUUCCAGACACUGGAUUGGGAAGAUGUGGGUGGCCAUCAGGAUGCCUCAGACAUUCAAGGAGGGGGGUACAUGAAUGAGGAGGAGGACCUGAGUGAUCAGUCAGAAGGAGAGUCCUACUCUUACUCUGCCCCUGGGGGGGAGCCUCUGUCACGGGACCCCAGUGAACCUCUGUUUGAUGCUGACUUCCAGAGUUCCCCUCCUGCAGCCCAAGAAUCUACCAUUGAUGACACAGCUGACCUCUUGGGUUUGAACUCUGGCCCCUCCAUGUCCUCCACCUCCUCCACCUCCUCCUCUGCUCCUCCUCCAGGAGUCCAGGGGGGAAUGAAAGCAGCAUCCAGUAACAGUGACCUCCUCAACGACCUGUUUGCGCCCCCUGCUGGUCAGACAGCAGCAGUGCAGGAAGACUUGUUCUUCAGCGAGCCAGCCAGUGGGAACACAUCAGACUCUAAAUCAAUGGGCGACCUGUUUGAUCCAUUUGGGAUGGGCUCUGGCUCUGGGGUGGGCCCCACUGUGGGCUCCUCUGGGCCGGACCUGUUUGGAGACCUGUUGGGCUCUGAUGGUUCAGCUCACAGUAACCCCACUCCUGCUUCUAACACAAGCCUCUUCAACCUCAAUAAGCUAGUGAAGGAUGUCCCUAAGAUGACAUCAUCGGCCAGUCAACCAGACCUGCUGGGUGGGUGGGACAGCUGGGCGGCGGGCUCCACCGCUAACAUGAGCGCCACCGCUAGCAAACCCAGCUACACCAACACAGCUUCUGGUGGGAUACCCAUGUCGAAGGCCAAGUCCCAGACCUUUGAUCCUUUUGCUGACCUAGGAAACCUUGGCACCAGUUUACCAGGUUCAUCCAGCAGUAAUAUUCCGGGGCCUUCAUUUAACUCAAAGGCUCCUCCCCCCUCUGCUAAAUCUCAAGCCCAGCCCUGGCAGGCUGGCAGACCCCCCACAGCCCAGAGCAAAUCCUGGAUGGCUGGAUCUGGACCUGGUUCUGCCCCCAAAGCCCCCUCUGCCUCUCAGCCCGCAGGACCACAGUCCACCAAACCCAACUACAACCUCAACUUCUCCAGUGUCAUUGGUGGGAGGGAGGACAGAGGAGUUCGUGGGCUUGGAUUUGGCGCCAAGCCCAAGGUAAAGGAGGACGAUUUUGAAGACCUGCUGUCCACUCAGGGUUUUGCCUCUAGGCCUGAUAGGAAGGGACCAAGGACAAUCGCUGAAAUGAGGAGGCAGGAGCUCACUAAAGACAUCGAUCCACUCAAAUUACAGAUCUUGGACUGGAUCGAGGGGAAGGAGCGGAACAUCCGGGCGCUGCUGUCCACUCUUCACACGGUGCUGUGGGAGGGGGAGACCCGCUGGAAGCCGGUGGGCAUGGCUGACCUGGUGACCCCUGACCAGGUGAAGAAGUUCUACAGGAAGGCUGUGCUGAUUGUCCAUCCAGAUAAGGCGACAGACAAGCCUUACGAACAUUACGCUAAGAUGAUCUUCAUGGAAUUGAACGACGCCUGGUCAGAGUUUGAGAACCAGGGAUUCAAGUCACUCUUCUAAAACCCUGGUCUGGUUUCCAGCUAGACCAGAUCAGACUGGCUGGAUUUUGCCUAACCAGACGGGUUGGACUGGGCCACAUUGGACAGGACUGAGCCCACAUUGGGCCUUAGGGGGCCGGAGCCUCUGAGAGGUGUCCUCUCUACCAUUCCCUUCACUCCCUUCUUCCUUCCUUACUUUCUUCUGUUUCUACAGUCAAGGAAAAAGACCGUUGGCCUCAUGUCCGGCUGUAGAAAAGAAAUGUCCUCACUGGUUCAUAAAGAGCCAGUAAAUAAACAUUGUGAUAGUACUUAAACUCACUGCCUACCUGUACGACUGCCUGAGUGGUGCUGCACACAUCUGGAGGGGAAGAACGAGUGACAAUCACAUGAAGAAGACAAAAUCUAAAAAAGAUAUCAGAUAAUACAAAUACUUAAAAAAAAUACCCAGCUGGUUAUCCUGUCAUAGGUUUAGAUACAAAGAUUUAAUGACCCCCCACACUUAUAAAAAUGCUGGUCUAAUCAUCUGUAGCUGGCAGGUUUGUCAUUAGUGCCUGGCACUUUAGCAAACAACCGGUCAUUUCACUGACUGGUAAAAAAUAAAAAAAUGAACAUGGCUGUACAUUUUUCAGCAUGCCGGCCGACAGUGUUUUUAAGCUUUGUUGCCUCAAAAAACAUUGAAUGUUGCUGAUGAAUCUUGGUAACAACCAAACACAGCAUCCAACGGACAAAGAAAAUAUAUCCUGCCUCGGAUGAAGAAGCAGGAUUAAAAAUAUCCGGAGGAUUUUAAAACAAAAAUACAUCUAAUGAUAAUAUUAAAACUAGAAGUGCUACCUUUUGGGCUCAACAGUUAGUUGGGUUUGAUGUUGAGCAAUUUAUUCUCCAGAAGUACUUUGUCUGCUGAACACUACUAGUGCUGCUUCUACCAUUACAGUGACUGCUACACACACUCCUCAGAUUGAUGUUAAAAUCUGCAUCCCAAAUUUCUGACAGGAGCUGAACUUGUUUUGGAGCCCCAUAUAAACCUAAGCGGGCAGUCUGUUGUUUUUUGAAGUGCUCUUUUAAUUCCUACCCACUCAGGCUAUACUGUGUAGCUAACUGCAUGCUCUCACACACCAAACCCCUCAUCAACAGGGGGUCGGUGUGUUUGAUUUCAAACCAGGGUAGUCCGAUUGGACGGGGGCUCUUUUAUUGAAGUGCUCUUUUUCUUGUAGCAGAUUCAGAGAAGAGUGUACCUGCCUGAUACAGUUGUGUGACUUCAUGCCUUUUCCAGCAUCACUGUCAUUAUUAACCCCUCUGUAUGCCCCCCCCACCACCACCAUCUUCAGCGCUCAGUUCAUUGGACAUUUCUUUUUCAGUGCAUAGGAGGAGAUCAAAAAGUGAAGGAAUAAAAAGAGACUUUAGUGAUUUAUUCUGGUUGCUAUAAGUUUUCUGUGUAGGUUUGUUUUGCCCUUUUUGUCAGUUAAUCAUCAAUUCAAUGUAAAUAUGAAAAUAAUAUCAUCCAUCAAGUGGCUUUAUUAAGAUUCCAUCCUGGGGAGCUGAUUUAUUAUGGAGCUUCAUGCUUUACUGUGUGAAUGGUUGAGUGAGUAUGUGUGCAAGUCAGUGUGUGCGAGUGUUUCUUUCUGGCAAAAGAUAAUGAAACCUUAUUGGACAUCAUGCUUUUUUGUCUGCAAUCACAAUCUUUUCUUUCUUAAUUUAAUUUCUUCCAGCCUCUCACACUUCAAACAAGUAUUUCCAACUUUUUCUUGCUUUUUUUCCCCCCUUUUUCUAUUUUCUUUAUUUUACAUUUUACCUCAUGGACCAAUCAAAUCACCUGUUUUUCGUAUUUAUUAUAUUUUUUGGGAAGGUUGGGGUUAUAAGGACAUGUAUUCAUGCAUAUUGAUGGCACAAGUGAAAUUGUUCAGAUAAUAUAUAAGUGGAAUGUGCUGAAAGUGGGACAGUCGGUGGUUGAUCAGUGAGCCUCUUUGUUGCUGUUUCCAUUCCAAAGCAUCUAUUAAUACGAAUGUGCUUUUAUGAAAUAUAUAUAUAUAUAUAUCCUCUCUGUUGUUAAACUGUAUAUGUUUAUCAUUUGUCUGUUCAGUUUUUUGUUGUUACCUUUUUUUUUUUUCUUUACUCUUGCUUGUUUCACAUUUUGAACUUCCAACAUGAGGGGCCAGUAAACCUAAGUUAGAAAAAAAUGAAUAAGCUGAUGCUUGAAUUCAGUUCUUUGAAAGUAUCACAGCACAAAGAGGGAGGAUUGCAAACCACACAUCUGCAGUGUUAACUGUACCAAAUUACAUCAUACUAAUAUGAAUGUAGAUUUCAAUGCAAAAACAAAUAAAAACCUUUUGAUUUGAGGCAAAUUAUUUGGUUUCAUAGUU
Molecule: messenger RNA, 6447 nt
Organism: Trematomus bernacchii (emerald rockcod)
Lineage: Eukaryota; Metazoa; Chordata; Actinopteri; Perciformes; Nototheniidae
Gene: gak
Product: cyclin G associated kinase
Exons: 30
Coding region: 201-4112 (1303 amino acids)
Biological process (GO): positive regulation of Notch signaling pathway; regulation of clathrin-dependent endocytosis; protein phosphorylation
Cellular component (GO): cytoplasm
Molecular function (GO): ATP binding; AP-2 adaptor complex binding; protein serine/threonine kinase activity
Source: RefSeq, a predicted model, not a curated record